Molecule: messenger RNA, 444 nt
Organism: Penicillium odoratum
Lineage: Eukaryota; Fungi; Ascomycota; Eurotiomycetes; Eurotiales; Aspergillaceae
Exons: 2
Coding region: 1-444 (147 amino acids)
Source: RefSeq, a predicted model, not a curated record
AUGUGGGACUUGAUCAGAAAUGAUGCGGACAAGUCUAGUAUUGGGGAUGUUUCCGAACGUCUUGCUCGCGCUGAUAUGAUUAGUCAACGAAUGAUAUCCCUCAGAAAAGCCUCGAUAAUCAACUGGAUGAUCAAGUAUCUAACUAGAGACGAUGGUUACAAUCUCCAAACAACUGAUGACGGUACAACCCGUACCACUGUUGCGACUGUGGACGACGCAGACACCGGAGUUCCAGGUAAAGAGGAGAUAUCCGAAUACCAAUCAAUCGACUUUCCAGCAACCUUUGCCGAUCCACUCAACACUAAGAAGAUUCAAGGGAAGAAUAUUAAAAGUGGAGUCGACUUUCAGACCUGGGCCAAUGAGCUUAGAGAAGUUUUACCCAAUACCAAGGGUCCUGCUGCGAGCGACUCGAGUAUGAGCUAUUGGCAAGAGAUCGUCGCUUAG